UUUUUUAACCUCGAUUAAUUUUUUAAGUAGGUGUUAUUGUGAUAAUUUUAAAAAAAUUUAUGUAACAAUCCAGUCUGUAGCUAUUCUGCUCUGAUCUAAUAUGGACUGCGUAGAUGAAUAUUCUCAUAGCAGUCCUCAAGUAAUAUAUUUUUCAAAGAGCAUACCGACCAAAGAAGUGGAAAAGAAAAUCGAGUAUAGCAAUGUUUUUUGUCAGUGUGUUGGUUCCUGCGAUCAAAAUGCGAAUUGUGCCUGUAUGAAGCAAAGUGGAACCCGUUAUUCUUAUACAGACCGGACAGAACUGGAAAAUUACGUUCUUAUUUAUAAGAACAUUAACAGACCAACUUACGAGUGCAAUGAGCAAUGUCAGUGUAAAAAUACGCUUUGUGGGAACAAACUGAUUCAGUGUGGACCUCGAACAGGGUUAAUUGUUAAAAUUUGCGACGAUUCGCGAAAGGGUUUAGGAGUUUUUACCGAAAAAUUAGUAAAAUGCGGAAAUUUUAUAUGCGAAUAUGCUGGAGAGAUUAUAUCAGAGGUUGAAGCUUCUAUGCGGUUUAAAAUCAACGCCCGAGUUCAACGUAUGAACUAUAUUUUCUGCGUAGACGAAUAUUUUGGCGAUAAAAACAUUAAAACUUUUAUCGACCCAACUUUCUAUGGAAAUAUCGGAAGAUAUCUGAACCACAGCUGUGAUCCUAAUUGCUCAAUGGUUAUAACCAGAAUCAACGACAAUAUUCCUGUCGUAGCUUUAUUUGCUUGUAGAGAUAUUAUUGAAGGUGAAGAGCUCAGUUAUGAUUACGGAAUAACCGAUUUAAGUAGUGAAAUUGAAGAUCCCGAAACAAGCAGAACAAAGUGUUUAUGUGGUAGUGUUAAUUGUAAAGGAUUCCUACCUUAUGAUACUAGAAUUAUGUAAUUUCUGUUAGUGUUUUAUGUAGUAAUAGGAAAGGUUGUAGUGUUUUACAGCAAAAUAUUUGUUUUU
Molecule: messenger RNA, 973 nt
Organism: Sitophilus oryzae (rice weevil)
Lineage: Eukaryota; Metazoa; Arthropoda; Insecta; Coleoptera; Curculionidae
Product: probable histone-lysine N-methyltransferase set-23
Exons: 1
Coding region: 101-907 (268 amino acids)
Cellular component (GO): nucleus
Molecular function (GO): histone H3K9 methyltransferase activity; protein binding; zinc ion binding
Source: RefSeq, a predicted model, not a curated record